AUGUCUCAACAAAACUAUCCCCCGCCACCCAUGACAGCUCCGGCCCAUAUAACCUCAUUUGCACAAUCCCAGAACCCAACAGCUGCGGCUCCCACCUACCAUUAUCCACCUCCCCCAGGGCAACCGCCUCAAGGUGGAGCAUAUACCUCGGCCACUCCGCCGGCAGAGAGCCCGCAAACCCAUCGACACACCUCUUCGGCCGGGGGAUACGUAUCGUCUAGUGGAGGAUAUGCAGCCCCACCGAUUGGGGUAUAUGCAGCUCCCCCGAAGUCCGUGAGCCCUCCCCAGGAUCCAAUCGCUCAGCACAAUCAAGCUGCUUUCGAGCAAAACAGUGUUAUUGGAAUGCAGAAAAUGCCCGGAGGAGCCCCGGCGUAUGGAGAAUUCAGCGGAGCAAAAGAAAGCAACCAAGAUGAUACUGGGGUUUUCAACGGCGGAAGUUUCAGGAUCAGCCAUCGAGAUACCAACUCUGUUUUGACAGUGCAACUGGCCAUGGGUUGUCCUUUGACUAUUAGACCUGGUGCGAUGAUAGCAAUGUCUCCAACGCUAACACUGAAAGGAAACAUCUCGUUUUCAUGGAAGAAACUCAUCAUCGGGGGUAGUAUGACUAUGUCCCAAUACACCGGUCCCGGUGAGCUUCUAGUGGCACCUUCGAUGUUGGGAGAUAUCAUGGUUAUUCGGAUGGAGGAACCAGAUGAAUGGAAAAUUGGACGUGACGCCUUUCUUGGACAUACUGCUGGUGUCGAGCAUAAGUACCAGGCCCAAGGCCUAACCAAAGGUGUUUUCUCCGGCGAAGGACUUUUCGUCUACAAGAUAACAGGGACUGGACUACUUUGGAUCCAGAGCUUUGGUGCAAUCAUCCAGAAAGAUCUUCGCGAAGAUGAAUCAUACUUCGUUGAUAACGGCCAUCUUGUGGCGUGGAACUGCAAGUACAGAAUGGAGCGUGUGGCUUCUGGUGGUAUCAUCUCCGGCAUUAGUUCUGGCGAGGGUCUUGCGUGCAGGUUUACAGGGCCUGGAACUGUCUAUUUACAGACCAGAAACCUGAAUGCAUUUGCUGCUCAGAUGAAGAUGAGUACUGCAAGUGCGUAA
Molecule: messenger RNA, 1086 nt
Organism: Penicillium griseofulvum
Lineage: Eukaryota; Fungi; Ascomycota; Eurotiomycetes; Eurotiales; Aspergillaceae
Product: AIM24 family protein
Exons: 5
Coding region: 1-1086 (361 amino acids)
Source: RefSeq, a predicted model, not a curated record